Messenger RNA from Neolamprologus brichardi, 1851 nucleotides. The record is from RefSeq and is a predicted model, not a curated record. Lineage: Eukaryota; Metazoa; Chordata; Actinopteri; Cichliformes; Cichlidae.
UUUAAAACGAGCUACAUUUACACGGCUAAAUAUCUAAACUGUCAUUAGUGUGAGUGGCACUAAUUGAUAUUGAUAGAAAGACGAUGUAGCUAUAAAGGCUAUUUAUGGGGUUACAUUUCUAAAUAUUUUAACUGGAUUUUCACUCAAAUUAUCCUCCCGCACUGCUGGUGGCGCUGUGCGCUAAUUGCGAGCUGAUGACGCGGUUUGUAAACACUAACCUGUCACUGAGAUGCUCUUGUGGUGUGUGUCAACUACCCGGAUAGCCGGGAGCUAGCUUACAAACGAACUUUUUUAAAUCUUAAUUUCACCUUUUAACAUCUUAUUUUUGCCGUUUUGAGUUAAUAUAUGCUGGGUUAGCUCACUCGAAUUCCCAGUUACGAUCAGUAAAUUAGCUUUCCUUGCCAGUCAUGGCUUCCUAGGGAUAAAAAAAAAAGGGUUAAAAGAAACCUUUUUACUUUUUUAUUUAUUUAUUUAUUUUUUUUACAUCUGUUUCCCCGGAGGCCAUCUGUGGCAGGAUGAUCUCUCAGGUCUUCAUCUUGUCCUCGAAGGGGGACCAUCUCAUUUAUAAAGACUUCCGUGGAGAAGCUGGUAACGACAUUGUCAGUAUUUUCUACGAGAAGGUCACGGCGCUGACCGGAGACCAGCCUCCGGUCGUCAUGGUAAAUAAGUUAUGGCUUCUUUUUAUUGAGACACGCAUACCUCUGACAGUCUGCUUUCACCGCGUUGUUGACCUUGUUUUUAUUUGUUUGCUGUCGUUGCAGUUUGGAGCAGAGACGCAGCAAAGCAAAGUGGCUCCCAGCUCUGCAGCCACCAGACCGAUCCAGUCCAGCAGAGAGCAGGGAGGGAAGAGCGAGAUAUUUGUGGACGUGAUUGAGAGGAUGACGGUUGUCCUCGGCUCCAACGGAGUUCUGAUGAAGGCAGACGUGGAGGGCGAGAUCAGAGUGAAGUGCUACAUGCCGAGCUGCUCAGAGAUGCGAAUCGGACUGAACGAAGAGUUCAGCAUCGGCAAGUCUCAGCUCAGAGGUUACGGAGCCGCUGUUCGGGUCGACGAGUGCAGCUUUCACCAGGCGGUGCGGCUGGACGAGUUUGACAGCCAUCGGAUCCUCCGACUGUGUCCCAGCCAGGGAGAGCAAACUGUGAUGCAGUACCAGCUCAGCGACGACCUGCCGUCUGCGCUUCCUUUCCGCCUCUUCCCCACCAUCGAGAGAGACAACGGAGGAAGGCUGCUGAUGUACAUGAAGCUUCGCUGCGAUCUGCCACCAAAGAGCGCCGCCAUCAACGUGUGUGCCACCAUCCCCGUCCCCAAAGGCUCUGUGAGCGGGCUGAUCGCUCUGUUAGGUCUGAAAGGACAUCCUCCAAACAAGAGGCAAAAUGGUCAUGUGAUCACUGAAAUCAAGAUGGAGGACGGUGCACUGGAGGUCCCCAGCCUCAGCUCGGCCUCGAUGUUGGAGGUCGGUCCGGUGGGUCUGAGCUUCGAGCUGCCGAAGAUCACCGCCACGGGGCUGCAGAUCCGCUUCCUGCGCCUGUCGCCCAUCCAGCCGGGCCCCUCGCAGCGUUGGGUCCGAUACGUCACCCACUCGGACUCCUACACGAUCCGGAUCUGAACAUUUGGAUGAUCUUACUGACUGAUCACAGGACUGGAGACGAGACACGUGACAUCAAUAACGCAAAUGUGAUUCUCGCUCUUUCAUCCUUUUGUGACUCUGUGUUUGGUGGUUUGUGCAGAAUCGGAGCGACGUGCUGAUUCAGUUGAAUCAUUUCUGCUCGCUGACCAGUUCCACUUCUCUUUGUCCUCCUUGCAUUUAACCUUUAGGCAUGACAUAAAGUUGAAAUUAAAAUUGAGCUUUAGGA